Molecule: messenger RNA, 915 nt
Organism: Alternaria arbusti
Lineage: Eukaryota; Fungi; Ascomycota; Dothideomycetes; Pleosporales; Pleosporaceae
Exons: 2
Coding region: 1-915 (304 amino acids)
Source: RefSeq, a predicted model, not a curated record
AUGAUGCUGAUUACGAAGAUUAAACUGGACAAUCAGAGGAUCGUCGCCUACAAGGGUGUUAAUUUUAGCAACAACCCGUUCCCGAAGCUCACUGACGAUGUGUUCCUUGAUACAGCCACCAAACACGCGGUGCUGUGCUGCAAUGCGCGAUUUUUACCCCUAGCAUAUAUGCAUCUGUUGCUCAAAAAGCUCAUCAAGACCAAACAUGUUGAGAUCCACGAAGUCAUGGUAAAGAUCAAGACAGCAUCACGGACCGUUCUUGUCCUCGCAGAUGACGGUACAGAGAGCGAGAAUUGGCUUGAGCACAAUAUUUCACUGUUACGAAUUACCGCCAAUGGGAGCCGAAAGCAAUGGUACAUCAACCUAUCCGGUGCUGAGCUCGGGCUUACGCAAGCAUUCUUUACCGCUGCCGACUUCGAAUCCAAGCACAUGCAGGCGCUUUGUGCAGUUUUCGAGUUCGGUAAAUGCAGAGAAUACAUCUGGACUUGCUCAACUAUGCCAGGCUGGUUUGCGCAGACAGAGCGCAUCGGCCUUCAGGCCUCAUCACGAAUGGAAACAGCACUACUGACCUUCUUGCAGCAGCCUGGAAAUGACUUGAAAACCCUUCGUAAGAGGAGUAUGGCAGCCUCGACGAGCUGGACACAACCGUUGGUUGAGGCUUUGUCUCAGGCCGUUCAUGGGUACAUCUCCAACUACAAUGUCAGUGAACUCAUGUCUCAGAUCAUGCAUGAGCCAGAGAUCUUGUCGCAAGAAAUGACGAGGAGGCAUUUCCAUUACGCUAGCAUUCUCGGUGAUGCUAUGACGGACGAGGAGAAAGCGAACCACCCUAAGGUAACUUCCGACCUAGCUCAGAUUCAGCAACAACACAAAGGCCCUGGCGUGGAUAUGGUGAUAGAGGAGUUUAAAUCUCUUUAG